Messenger RNA from Wasmannia auropunctata (little fire ant), 2135 nucleotides. RefSeq names its product UPF0676 protein C1494.01-like. The transcript is spliced from 6 exons. The record is from RefSeq and is a predicted model, not a curated record. The coding region runs from base 624 to 1625 and encodes 333 amino acids. Gene Ontology annotation, molecular function: dioxygenase activity. NCBI's taxonomy places the organism in Eukaryota, Metazoa, Arthropoda, Insecta, Hymenoptera, Formicidae.
AGCAGUUCGUGAACGGCUGUGCGACGGUAUGGUUGAACGGAUUGCGGCGGUAGUGUGUCGAAAGUCAACCAAGUAAUCGCUCCUUUAAACCACAUCACGUAGUCGUAGCAUGUGCCCACUAGUCCGAAGCCACGUAUACCGCCUACCGCACCGCGAGCCGCACAACAAACUCGUCUCUUACGGCUACCGUUAGCGACAGCCAUAUUCCCUCGCGGUUCUUUUCGCUUUCACGCAUGUGACACGGAGGAUACGGAGUUUUGCACCCUUUUAAUUGAAUCUACACGCGCGUGGAUCGUCGUGGAUCGUGUGUGUAUCUGGCGCACAGUAGUAUGAUCUUCUCUUGGAUAUUCCAGUGAAUCCCGUGUGGUGAGCGCCUUGUACCGGGUGGCCGAGUCGCUCGCGGCGCGCGAAGUGUGAAGCGGUGUAUUUUUUUUUUGCUGUCGCUCUCGCUGCCAGCGUACAGAAAGAGAGAGAGAGAGAGAGAAAGGUCGGCUGUGACGAAGCAUUCGCAGAGAGAUAGAGAAAGAGAGAGAGAGAGAGAGUGAAAAAGAGAGAGACGAGGAGGGAGCGAUCCGGUGUAAAAGGAAUCUCGACCGAUUUCCAAGGGGACUCCAGUUGUCAGGAUGAGUUAUUGUACCAACGCGCCCAUGGUCACGCACACUUGCGAGACUCUUGUCAGCAAGUGCGAAAUCCCGAUCAUCGACCUCGCUCAUAUGGGCACGGAGAGAUGCCCUCAGAAGGGAGUCGUGAAGCUAGUGGCCUCGAAACUGCUAAGGGCGCUGUCCGAGAAAGGAUUGGCCUUGCUCGUCAACCAUGGCAUUCCAGAGUGCAAGAUGAAGGCAGCUUACAGAGCUCUAGACGCAUUUUGCGAGCUACCAGAUGAAACGCGAGCAAAAUACGAACGCGUUUCGCCGGAUAAUCACGGCUAUGUUAAACCAGGCACGGAGAAAUUUUCGGACGAAAUGGAACUUCGCCACGCUUUCAACGUGACCGGAUGUGGACGAACCCUGCCGGAAGAUGAGGUUCAUGGAUUUAGAUCAGCGGUGGACGAAUUGACACGCGAUUUCAAGCAACUGGCCACCAUGCUUCUUACCGCUCUGUCCGUGGGUUUGGAACAGUCCCACGACUUCCUGCUGUCCAAGCACGCGCAUAUACUCCGCCCUGGUAACGCGUCCACCCUGCGUCUCCUCUACUACCCGCCACUCGGUACACCGAUACAAGGACUGACCCGAUGCGGCGCCCAUUGUGACUAUGGCACUUUCACUUUGUUGGCACAGGACUGCGAGGGUGGCCUUGAAAUGCAAACUGGCGAAAGAUGGGCUAGAGUGGGUCAUCUCCCAGGUGCUAUAUUGGUGAAUACUGGCGAGUUACUGGGACACUGGACCAACGAGCAGCUUCCAGCACUCAGACAUCGCGUCGUUAUGCCGGAACACUGCGGCCGCGGCCGUCAUUCCAUCGCUUUCUUCGUGCAUCCAGACGACAAUAUUCCCAUCGACCCAUUAGAUACAAAGAUCACUAUAGCCAACCAAGAAACAACUCCUUGCCGCCUCCAGAAAAAGAAGCGUAGCGUCCUUACAGCAUAUCAGCACCUUCAACGUCGUUUUCGCGAGACUUACGCGUCCUAAUGUGUUGCAUGCUGAAUAUUCCAUCAGGAUCCACAAUGGACCUGGAAAAUAAGUCUUUAUAUGGAGCAAAGAAAUAAAAUUUCACGGAAAUUCGAAAGAGAUCGAUUUUACGGACAGUGAAAUUAAGAUUAACACAAGCUACGUGUUUUAGUGUUGACCAAUUAUAUUUUGCUGUACAUUGCUCGAUAUAUAUUACAAAAAAUAUAUGCUUAAAAAAUGUUACAUAGAAUAUCCAUUCCAUUUAAGGUAAACGAACACAGGAAGGAUAAGUUGUCGAUAUUUUUAAUUCUGAUAAAUCUUAAUGACAUAGCUUGGAUGUCUUAAUUUCACGAUUUUCGUUCAAGAAUCAGUAUCUUCACGAAGCAAAAUUAUGCAACUGAAUGUUAAAGAAAGGUAACAGAAGAAUGUAAAAGAAGAUUACGAUUCUCAGGCAAUAUAAUAAAUAAAUUUGUACUUAAUUUAAAAAUUUCUGUUAUUACUGAACCAAAUAACUAACUCGAGUGAAGAGAA